GCACGGCGCAUGCGCGGCGCCGGGCUGCGGAGUCACGGUGCUGCGUUGCGGCGUCACGACGCCGCGCCGUCCCCUCCGAACCUGCGCCGCUGGUGUCCAGCUCCCCAGCCAUGGCUGACCCGCGCCUGAGGAAAAUCAAGAUCAAAACCGGCGUCGUGAGACGCUUGGGAAGCUGAAGUCAGGAAGAGGAAGUGAGUGGAAGACAAAUGAGGAAGUAAAUCCAUAAUGGUAUGGAAAAGAUUGGCAAAGGAAAAAAUUAUGUACGAAAAAGAAGCAAAACAGCAAGAAGAAAAGAUUGAAAAAAUGAAAGCUGAAGCCUGUGAUGAUUAUGGAAUUAAGAAACAGAUUGAAAUCUUACAAGAGUCACGAAUGAUGAUUCCAGACUGCCAGCGCAGAUUAGAAGUUGCACAUGCAGACCUUACUCAGCUACUAGAAAAUGAAAAGGAAUUGGAAGAAGCUGAAGAGUACAAAGAAGCACGUUCCUUACUGGAGUCGGUGAAGCUGGAAGCCUAGAAGUUUUUCAGUACUUUCUUUAUACUCAUUAGCACGGGGUCCAUUCCACACUUUCAUUUGACUAUGGCUGUGUUACUAUCGUUGACUUGCUAAGGUUUCCUUUAUGUAAACCAGCCUUUCUCUUAACUCCUAGAUGCAUCAAAUAAAGAAUCUUGUGAAACA
This is a messenger RNA of Falco peregrinus (peregrine falcon), 675 nucleotides long. RefSeq names its product tubulin folding cofactor A (gene TBCA). Gene Ontology annotation, molecular function: beta-tubulin binding. The transcript has 5 exons. Lineage: Eukaryota; Metazoa; Chordata; Aves; Falconiformes; Falconidae. The record is from RefSeq and is a predicted model, not a curated record. Gene Ontology annotation, biological process: post-chaperonin tubulin folding pathway; tubulin complex assembly. Gene Ontology annotation, cellular component: microtubule cytoskeleton; cytosol. Bases 226 to 513 code for a protein of 95 amino acids.